Marasmius oreades (fairy-ring Marasmius) is the source of this 1793-nucleotide messenger RNA. RefSeq lists its product as uncharacterized. The record is from RefSeq and is a predicted model, not a curated record. The coding region runs from base 75 to 1520 and encodes 481 amino acids. The transcript has 10 exons. NCBI's taxonomy places the organism in Eukaryota, Fungi, Basidiomycota, Agaricomycetes, Agaricales, Marasmiaceae. Gene Ontology annotation, cellular component: nucleus.
AGCGUUUUUCGCGUCUUUCACUCGACCGUUCAUCUUCACCUUGUACGUGGCAUCUUCGUCGUCAACUUGAAGGUAUGUCGACGGAUUUCUCGCUGGUCGAUCCCAAAGGGUGGGAAUAUGAUCUUCAUUCGGUAUAUUCUGCCUACGUAGGCCACUUCCAGCUUCACAACGUUCCUUGGUAUGAGAAAUCUUGGGGACAUCUGUUUUCGUCCUUCGAAGCCUUUUUGGCGUUUUCAUGGCCGGUCAUUGUGGUAACGGAUGUUGUUACGGGAAAGGCUCACAUUGUGACAAGGCCUACCUCGGUCGGGGCAUUUCUGAAGAUGAUAAAGACUCGCUUUGGAGAGACGUUGCCGGAAGCUGCUAACAUCCAACAAAUUGUACCCUUUGAAGCCUCUCAACGACAACUUCGACACGUGCACGACUAUAUGACCUAUCGAAAGUUGUACAAUGCGCUUCCUGCUGCCGUUGUCUCAGCGAGAAAGCAGCGAAUUAAAGCAGGAGAGCCGAAAGUGAUCAGAGAACUAUGGGAGAGCAGAGAACACACAUUUCUAGCUAUCGACUUUGAAUGGAACGAGAGGAAUGACAGGACAAUCUUGGAGUGGGGAUAUGCAGCUGUUAGAUGCGGACAUUUGGAUGCUGUGGGUCAUUGGCCGCCUAUACCAGACGAAAACUACAGGAAAGGACACUACAUCGUUUCAGAACAUGUGAACAAGAUCGUGAAUAAACACUCUCCUACGUAUCCCUGGCAUUAUGCGUUCGGAGAAAGCCAAGCAGUCUCGAAAACCAAGCUACCGUCAGUAAUAGAAACUAUCAUCAGCAGCUUCGCGAGCCCGGACUCCGACACCCUCGCUAAUAAUCUUGUACUUGUUGGGCAUGGAAUUAGCGGCGAUAUAGCCCGUCUCGAAGAAAUGAAGAUUAAGCUCCCACACAACAUCUACACGAUUGACACCGCAGUUUUUGAACGCAAGUUGUUUUCUCAGGGCCACCGUCAAGUCGUUCGACAAGCAGGUUCAACUCUUUCCCUCGAGAACCUUCUCCGCACAUUUACACUCAACCCGUCGCCAGACGGGCGAAGGUCGCCGCUCAUGCUGCCACCGGUACAGUUGAAUAACGCCGGAAAUGAUGCGUUUAUGACCUUGUGGGCUUUGCAGAUGCUUUUGGACCCCAACGGUACCAAAGCACCCAUAACAAAACGCAAGAGAGUUCACUCGAAUCCGUUGAUGGUCAUGAACGGAGGGUCGAUGCACAUGGCGAUGCCCAUGACCGUUCCUAGCAUGACUUUGCCGAUGCCGAUUUCUAUGAACGGCGGAUCUUUACCAACGACACCGAAUAAGAUGUCGGUGUAUGAUUUAGCGGGGGAGUUUGGGCAGAUGGGGAGAAAACCUACACCUAGAUCAGGUUCCAGAUCACCGGGAGGGGGGAACCUGCCACUGAAUGGAAGUAUGCCAGAUGGCUCUGGUUCGAGGAUGUCUAGGGGGUUGAGCGGGUUUGAUUGGGGUACGACGGGCGUACAAGGAUGAGGGCGGGAUGGACCGUUUCUCUUUUCUUUGGGACUACAGUAGACCUUCUCCCUACUGCUUCGGAUGACAUGGAUUCUCUGCAUUGACUCCAUCUUGGAAUUCACAUAUGGACACCAUUGUAACCUGUUCUUUGUUUCGGACCACUUUCAUUUGGGCCAAGUGAGGUGUUUCUUCACUGAGUCUUCUCACCUCAUUUCUGGUUGCAAUUUUUGGACUUGUGUAUAAAUUGUAUUUGUUCCAUGUAUCUACAUGCCUAUCUCUACUACUCAGACU